Dicrocoelium dendriticum is the source of this 249-nucleotide messenger RNA. The record is from the annotation of a GenBank genome assembly. NCBI's taxonomy places the organism in Eukaryota, Metazoa, Platyhelminthes, Trematoda, Plagiorchiida, Dicrocoeliidae.
AUGCUGAAGAGAAAAUUUUCGAGGACAUCGGCGGGUAGCAGUGAAUGUACUCCAAUGUAUUUGUUGCAUAAGACCAAAAAAUCUGCUUCCGGUAUGCAGCGAAGAAAGGCAAGCACAUGCAUGUUUGGCGGCAUCCGGUUUCGGAUUUGCCUGUCACUGUGGCAAGCCACAGGACGCCUGCGCCUACAGAGGGACCAUGGAUGGCUUGCGCUGCACCACCCACAGCUCCACCCACACACCCCAUAUCCA